UGAGGAAUCGAUCUUGCGAUUUCGACCAAUCGUUUUAUUGGCCUCUGAAGCUCUGGGCAUACGUCAGUGGUUUGUGCGUGAUCGUUUCACAUAACCUCAGCAUGUACGUGCUGAACAGAAAUUUUACGGCUCACGUGCGGCGGACUACAAGUUUACGGGGCUGCACAUAGCGGCCGUAAAGCGUUUACCGCGAGACGGUCCCUAAUACAUGUACUAGGAAAAAUAUUUAGAAAAAACAGAAUUGUUAGAAUGAGAUUUACACCAACGAAAUUAAUAAAACUUGCGUUUUAUACUUGACAUCUCUACUAUGCAUGCAGCCCUCGUGCAGUCCUCGCUUAAAUUCAACAUGCUGCACGCCGCAACCGUCACGAAGUCACAAUUGACGCGACUCUACUCGACGAAGCGCGGGGGUAGCUCCAAACCGAACCACUAUGACACGUUGAGGAUCUCGCCGCGCGCCACCCAGAACGAGGUGAAGUCUGCGUACUACAAGUUGACACUCCAGUUUCACCCGGACAAGAACGACAGCGAGUACGCCAAGCAGAAGUUCCAGGACAUCUCGGAGGCGUACGAGGUGCUCGGCAAUCACGAGCAGCGUAAGAUCUACGAUCGGGGUGUACUGCUGCGCCAGCAACCGGUGUCGACCGCCGCCACCGCCGCUGAGGAGCCCACGUCCCGCUACAGGGACAACGUUUACUCGGGGUCGUCGAAGAUAUAUAAUUUCGAUGCGUGGACGCAGGCGCAUUACGGGCAGCAGAUGGAUGCGGAGCGCAAGAGAAGACGGGCGUACGAGGAUUUCAAGAGGAUGAAGGAGGAGAAAAGUCAACAGAAGGAUAAUCCUCAGUACAUGGAAUUUGCCGUGCUCCUGUUCACCAUAACGAUGAUCGCUACACUUUUUCGGGAGAAGACCGACGUGCCGGUGUCCGAGAGACGCAAGAUGGAAAGUAAAGACAAUCAAAAUUAGCCCAUGUUUAUUUAUUUUAAUAGUAUAAAUUUGUUCGUAUAUAAUGAAA
This is a messenger RNA of Wasmannia auropunctata (little fire ant), 1013 nucleotides long. RefSeq names its product dnaJ homolog subfamily C member 30. The coding region runs from base 308 to 964 and encodes 218 amino acids. The record is from RefSeq and is a predicted model, not a curated record. The transcript is spliced from 2 exons. NCBI's taxonomy places the organism in Eukaryota, Metazoa, Arthropoda, Insecta, Hymenoptera, Formicidae.